AUGCCUUUAACGUCAGAUCUUACGCUCGAUGCGAGCAAGUUCGACCCAAAAGCGAUAGCGAAAGAGACGACCGAGCUCAAUGACAAGCUCAUGAAGAAGAUGGAAGGUCAGCCUAGGUGGUGGGAAGUUGGCGCAGAGAAGUACAGGCAGAUGAGAUGGAAUGGCGAGACGCCGCUGCCUAAGCCUGUCGUCCUCGACUCCGGGAAGAACAUCGAGCUCUCCUCCCGCGACCAAGGCCGCAAGAUUCCAUGCCGAGUCUUCCACCCCGAGAACGGCAAACCCAAAGGCAAUACGAACCUCGCGAAUGACUGCCAGCUUGUCGUGAUCUCGGUCGGAUAUCGACUUGCUCCUGAGAACCCGUACCCAGCGCCAAACAAAGACUGCUACGACGUUGGCGAGUACCUGGUCGACAACGCCGAGAAAGACUACGGCGCACCAUUACUGUUCAUGACUGGCGGCUCAGCUGGUGCACACCUGAGUGUGGUCACUUGCUACCAUCUCCUCAAAGCGCGGCCCGACUUUGCCUUCAAAGGCUUGAUCUUGAACUUCGGAGCCUACGACCUCAGCGGUUUCCUCCCGCAAGCGCACCACUUCGAUCUCCCUCUGGUCUUCGACGUAGACUCAAUGCACCAUUUCAUUGAAGCCCACCUCUCCAACACCACUCCUGAACAGCGACGGGAUCCCAUGAUGAGUCCCUUCUUCGCCGACCUGACGGAGAUGAAGCUGCCCUCUGCGCUGUUCACUGUCGGCACGCUCGACUGCCUGAUGGACGACAGUGUGUUCAUGAGCGCUAAGUGGAGCAUGGCGGGUGCGGAGAGCAUACUGAAAGUUUACCCAGGCGCACCGUACGGCUUCGUCUUCUUCCCUCCCAAGGACAGCUCGCCAGAAAUACAGGAGUCUCUCGACGAUAUCCAUACGUACAUCAAGGAGCGCAUGUAA
Messenger RNA from Anthostomella pinea, 939 nucleotides. NCBI's taxonomy places the organism in Eukaryota, Fungi, Ascomycota, Sordariomycetes, Xylariales, Xylariaceae. The record is from the annotation of a GenBank genome assembly.